CCGAUUACCUCUCCUCGGGAGAGAGGGAGGGAGAGACUUGGCGGCAGAAGGGGCGGGAGAGGUGAUGGUGUUCUUUUGGCUCACUGCCUUCUUCCUCGUCGUCAUCCUCAUCGCUCUCGUAAUCCACCAGCUCAUGUGCUUGGCAGACCUAGAAUUUGAUUAUAUCAAUCCAUAUGACGUAGCUUCCCGGAUAAAUAAGGUGAUAUAUCCAGAAUUUGCCUUGCAAGGAGUCUUGGGUCUACUCUUUCUCUUGUCUGGAAAUUGGUUGAUGUUCACGUUUUGUGUUCCAAUCAUUUACUACAAUGUGAGAUUGUACCAGCGGCAGCAACAUCUAGUAGAUGUGACUGAGAUCUUUAAUCACCUCAACAGAGAAAAGAAAAGGCGUCUUUUCAAGCUCAUCAAUCUUGUUAUUGUUCUCUUCUUGUGUUUGAUUUGGAUGAUUUAUAGCAUAUUGGAGGAGGCUGAAUAGUUCAUGAACUUCCAUGUCCUCAAUUCAUACUGCAUGCUGACAUAAAGGUCUACUUUAGUUUCUUUUUAUCCAUUGAUAAGUUAAACUUCUUGGUCUCCUGUUCCAAUCAUAAAAUUCAUCAGUGAUCUUCCAUAAGCUCUUGAAACUGGAAACAUCCAUCAGCUCUCAUCGAUCAGCUCUUGGUCUCUGAGCUCGUCUUCAGCAAAGCUGUCAUGCUACUCUAUCCAUGUAAAAAUGCAUCUUUCGGAUAGGCCAUUAAGUGAUGCACUUGUUUUUUUUUCCUUUGAUAACUGAAAUAUUCAUUGUUGCAUGAUUAACAUUGUCUUACAAAAUAGAAUUUCCGAUAAAUGAUUCCGAACUUUGCUGGCA
Musa acuminata subsp. malaccensis (wild Malaysian banana) is the source of this 838-nucleotide messenger RNA. RefSeq names its product protein cornichon homolog 1. Gene Ontology annotation, biological process: vesicle-mediated transport. NCBI's taxonomy places the organism in Eukaryota, Viridiplantae, Streptophyta, Magnoliopsida, Zingiberales, Musaceae. The record is from RefSeq and is a predicted model, not a curated record.